CACAAACACAAACACGCAGUUACAAACUCCAUCACGACGCCUUCUCUUUCGCUCUAAUUAUCUUUCUCUCUCUCUAACACAAUGCCUCGCCUGAGCAACGCCGUCGUAGGAAUUUUGAACUGCUGCACUUUAAUCCUCGGCCUAAUCGGAAUAGUCGGUUCUCUCUACUUCCGAAUCCGCGGCGCCUCCGACUGCCAGAAGGUAAUCCAAAACCCUCUCCUCAUACUCGGAAUCUUCCUCUUCGUCGUCUCUCUGUUAGGUCUUAUAGGAUCCUUCUGCCGAAUCAAUUUCAUACUCUACCUCUACCUGGUUGUUCUGUUUCUGAUGAUCCUCGGAAUCCUCGCUUUCACGAUUUUCGCUAUUUUGGUUACCAAUAAAGGCGUCGGAAGGACGGUAUCGGGGAAAGGAUUUAAGGAGUAUCGCCUUGGAGAUUUCUCCAAUUGGUUGCAGAAAUAUGUUGUGAAUCAGAAGAAUUGGGAUGAAAUUAGGAGUUGUUUGAUUGAUGCUAAGAUUUGUGAGAGUCUCGGCAAUAAUAAUGUUCCUCAAGUUCAGAAUGAGUUUUACAAGAAGAAUUUGUCGCCUAUUCAGUCCGGAUGUUGUAAGCCGCCAUCGGAGUGUGGAUUUGAGUUCAAGAAUGCGACGUUUUGGACGGUGCCGAAAUCAAGGACAGCGGGGGCGAAGGGCGGCGAUUGCAAGAAGUGGAGCAACGAUCAGGGGAGGUUGUGCUACGGUUGCGAUGCGUGUAAAGGAGGAGUAUUGGCGAACAUAAGGAAGGAGUGGAGACAUUUCGCCAUUUUCAAUGGCUGUGUGCUUGGGAUCGUGACCAUUAUCUAUUGCAUAGGCUGUUGCGCAAGGAGGAACAACAAGGCUCCUCCCAAGUACCCCAAGUACAGUGGCUAUGCUUAGCUUAAUUAACUUUCUUGUUAAUUUUAAUCUUCUUUUGGUUGAAAAUGAUUAUGAUUAAAGAUUUCACUAAUUAUAUACAUAUAUAUAU
Messenger RNA from Benincasa hispida (wax gourd), 994 nucleotides. RefSeq names its product tetraspanin-11-like. NCBI's taxonomy places the organism in Eukaryota, Viridiplantae, Streptophyta, Magnoliopsida, Cucurbitales, Cucurbitaceae. Gene Ontology annotation, biological process: auxin-activated signaling pathway. The record is from RefSeq and is a predicted model, not a curated record. Gene Ontology annotation, cellular component: membrane.